This is a messenger RNA of Pogona vitticeps (central bearded dragon), 2081 nucleotides long. The record is from RefSeq and is a predicted model, not a curated record. NCBI's taxonomy places the organism in Eukaryota, Metazoa, Chordata, Lepidosauria, Squamata, Agamidae.
UCAUUCUCUGGUUCCUAUUCUAAAUUUCACAGAUGUAUUUUCUCUUUGAUUUACAUUUUGAAACAGGCAGGGUUCACAUCGGGGGACAGGAGCAUUUUUACAUGGAAACUCAAAGUGUGCUUGUUAUUCCAAAGGGAGAGGAUAAAGAAAUAGAUAUUUAUGUGUCUUCACAGCAUCCAGCUUUUACUCAGGAACUAGUGGCCUCAGUAUUAAAUAUUCCAUCAAAUAGGAUUAUGUGUCAUGUAAAGCGAGUUGGUGGUGGGUUCGGAGGUAAAAUAACCAAAGCUGCCAUUCUGGCUGCUGUCACUGCUGUGGCAGCAAACAAAACUGGCCGUGCAGUCCGUUGCGUUCUGGACCGAGCAGACGAUAUGUUAAUAACUGGGGGCAGACAUCCUUUCCUUGGAAGAUACAAAGUUGGAUUUAUGAACGAUGGAACAAUUGUGGCCCUGAGUGUGGAGUACUACAGUAACGCUGGAUGUACACCAGAUGAAUCUAUUGCGGUAAUGGAGAAUGCAUUGCUACGAAUGGAUAAUGCUUAUAAAAUACCCAAUCUACUAUGCCAAGGAUGGGUCUGCAAGACGAAUUUACCAUCUAAUACAGCAUUCAGAGGAUUUGGUUUUCCUCAAUCAGCUCUUGUUACAGAGACAGUGAUAACAGAUGUAGCAAUCAAAACAGAUUUACCACAAGAGGAGGUAAGAGAGAGAAACAUGUACAAAACGUUUGACGAAACACAUUACAAACAGGAAGUAGACCCAGGGAACUUAAUUAGAUGUUGGAAUGAAUGCAUGCAGAAGUCAUGUUUUCACAAAAGGAAGAUGGAAGUAGAAGAAUUUAAUAAACACAAUUACUGGCGAAAGAAAGGAAUUGUCGUUAUCCCGCUCAAAUACUCAGUUGGAUUUCAGCCAAUGUAUUUAAAUCAGGCUGCAGCCCUUGUUCAUAUCUACCUAGAUGGGCAUGUGUUGGUGACUCAUGGUGGUGUUGAGCUAGGUCAAGGUAUUCAUACCAAAAUUAUACAGAAUGCCUGUGAGACUCUUAUGAAAAGACUUAAGCCUGUCAUGAACAAAAAUCCUGAAGGAACAUGGAAAGACUGGGUAAUCCUUUCCUUUUCGUCAAAUAUUAGUCUUUCAGCUACUGGCUACUUCAGAGGCUAUAAAACAAACAUGGAUUGGGAAAAGGGAGAAGGCCGGCCAUAUGAAUAUUCUGUUUUCGGAGCUGCUUGUUCAGAGGUUGAAAUAGACUGUUUAACAGGAGACCAUAAGAAUAUUAGGACUGACAUAGUUAUGGAUGUUGGUUGCAGCAUUAAUCCAGCUAUAGAUAUAGGACAGAUUGAAGGUGCUUUUGUACAAGGCCUUGGACUUUAUACAAUGGAGGUAUUAAAAUAUUCUCCUGAAGGACUUUUGAAGACCUAUGGCCCAAACCAAUAUAAAAUCCCCGCUGUCUGCGAUAUCCCAGAACAAUUUUACGUCUCUUUGCUUUCUUCAUCUCAAAAUAUCAAUGCAAUUUACUCAUCCAAGGCAAUUGGUGAGCCAGCUUUAUUCCUGGGAUGUUCUGUCUUUUUUGCUAUAAAGGAUGCUGUUGCUGCCGCCCGUAAAGAAAGAGGAUUACCCAGGAUGUUUAUUCUGGAUAGUCCAGCAACUCCUGAGGGCAUCCGAUUGGCCUGUAUUGAUCAGUUUACUGAGAUGAUUUCAAAGAAUAAGCCUGACUUCAAACAUCUCUGUGCCGUGCCAAGCUAACAAUUGCUGCUACUCAUGGAGCUAUUUUUUUAGAAAGAUGUAGAGAAAUCAGCAGAGAAAACCAGGACAAAUUAAUACCAGUCCACAUCAGAAGGCUUUCCAGCAGUUCCAAGUCCAGCAACAGAACCGAUGUUUGCAUCAUCAAAAGGCCAAUGAUUCACAGCGCAUUUGCAGAAACGUUGCUAUACUGUUGUUAUUUAUUAAAUGCACUUACACUUCUUUAAAAAAAGUUGAACUUCAACAACUUUUGUAUUAGAGUUCAGUACUGUAAUUUAAUCCAUUAUCUUAACCACCGAUGAACCAUGUUUUAUUUAAACACUGUAUUGUCAAUAUGCUAGAUGUCUGAAG